Messenger RNA from Gloeophyllum trabeum ATCC 11539, 1087 nucleotides. RefSeq names its product Aldo/keto reductase. Gene Ontology annotation, cellular component: cytoplasm. The record is from RefSeq and is a predicted model, not a curated record. The coding region runs from base 65 to 1087 and encodes 340 amino acids. The transcript has 6 exons. NCBI's taxonomy places the organism in Eukaryota, Fungi, Basidiomycota, Agaricomycetes, Gloeophyllales, Gloeophyllaceae.
GGCAGGGAAAUGAAAGAAUAAGUCCUCAACGGACGUACAGUAAAUCGUCUCUGCUGUAUCCGUCAUGUCGCCAUUGCCUACGCGUAAAAUCGGAGAGGAUUCUGUCACCGCCAUUGGCUAUGGAGCGAUGGGUAUAGCUGCUCACUACGGCAAGCCCUUGCCUGAUGAAGAUCGCCUCAAGUUUCUUGACUUACUGUUCGAGAGCGGCUGCACCAAUUGGGACACAGCGAACUCCUACAACGACUCGGAGGAACUGAUUGGUAAAUGGCUCGACAAAACUGGAAAACGAAAGGACAUCUUCCUCGCUACCAAGUUCGGCUUCGCUCGCCAGCCGGAUCGCCUAAUCAAUGGCGAGCCAGAAUAUGUCAGGGAGUGCAUAGAGAAGUCAUUGAAGAGAUUACGCACGGACUACGUUGAUCUCUACUAUCUUCACCGUGCUGACCCGAAAGUACCCAUUGAGCUGACUGUCGGGGCUAUGGCUGAACUCGUCAAAGAAGGGAAAGUGAGGUACCUCGGGUUGUCCGAGAUAUCCUCGGCUACCUUGCGACGAGCACAUGCAGUGCACCCGAUCGCCGCUAUCGAAGUGGAAUACUCCCCAUUCACCCUGGAUAUUGAAGACGAGAAGAUCGGCCUCUUGAAGACGGCUCGGGAAUUGGGCGUCAAAAUCGUCGCUUAUAGCCCGUUAGGCAGAGGCCUACUGACUGGGAGAUUCAGAUCUCCUGAUGACUUCUCUGAAGGUGAUUGGCGUAGAAGUGUCCCUAGAUACUCGAGGGAGAACUUUCCCAACAUCCUCAAGCUCGCAGAUGGAUUGAAAACCAUUGGUGAACGGCAUGGUGCGACGGCUGGGCAAGUUGCCCUCGCCUGGCUCUUAGCUCAAGGCGACGACGUCAUCCCCAUCCCAGGGACGACAAAGGUUGAGAACCUGCGAGAGAACUUAGGUGCUACAUCGAUUAAGCUUACAGAGGAGGAAAUUCAGGAGAUUCGGAUUUUGGCUGAGAAGUCCGAUUCCGCGCAAGGAACACGGUAUCCUCCGGGAAUGGUUGAGACGCUCUACGCCGACACUCCCGCUUUGGCAAAUCAGAUGUGA